AUGUGUUGUCAUCAAAAGCUUGUGUCCAUAUUUCUUCAGUCAGUAUUUGAGAAACAGAAAUGGUGUGACUAUGAAAGGACAAGACACCGACCAAGGAUAUCGCCAAGUAGGCCGACAUGCGUUUAUUUUCCCACGUGAGAAUGGCAAAGGAGAAUCGUCCACUACGACAAUCAUUGCAUCGCCAGUUCCAGCUGACAAAGAACACGAUUUGCCAAAGGAGUUUACGAAUUACAUGCGCGCGCUAUUUGGAAUUUUGGACGAGCACAACACAGGAUAUGUGAAGUUAGCCGACAUCCAGUCUUACUUGGAUGUUAAAGAGGGUCAAGGCGGCUUACCAGCGGGUAUUUUAGAGAGUUUAUAUAAAGUUACGCCGAGAAAUGGACUCCUGGAUUUUGAGAGUCUGUGUAAUGGUUUUAAGCUUGCAAUCCGUUCGCGACGCUCCAAGCCGAUAUCGCCGACGACUCGAAAAUCUCAUUCUAUGACUAAUCUAAAUGAAUAUAAAGACUGGACUUCAGAUUCUAGCGAGGACUCUUUUAGGAUCAGAGAUGGGAGUGAACGCUCUGACCUUGUUGAUAAGUGGAGAAGAUGGCGUGGUGAAUCGUUGACGGACGUUCGAGACGCACCGUCCGGAAUGUCUUCUCCAGGGAUGGGCCAGAGACGAAACUCAACCACAAAAGUGUAUUUUGUUGGCAAUGAAGAACAGGAGAGAGUGUCAUCAACAUCUGGAAGUGAGAAAGACUUCGAGGGUUUGAAGGGUGGAAGUAGUGAUGUCAGUGAAAAAUUUGACAAGGACAGUAGGCUCAAGCAAAUUGCAGAGGAACAUGACAUAUUGAGGAGUGGAAUGGAAGUGAUUGAGAGAGCUAGGAAAUGGUACUUCAAGAGAAUCACAGCUGUACAGGAAGAGAAGCUGCAUUUGGAACAGCCAGACUGCAAACUCUCCCUAGAACAGAUGCAGUAUGAGAUGCUUUUGCACAAGACUCGAAGGGCUGAGUUGAAACUUGAUGCAAGAACAUUUGCUAACUACAAGUCCAACAUCUUACAUCUGAACGAAUAUCUCUCUAAAGUACUGGAGAGUCCCCUCAAGAAACAUGGGCAAAUUGAUUUCGCGGCACAAGUGGAGAGUACCAAGCAAGAAAUCACAGCUCUCAAACAACAACUCGAAGAGAAAGAACAGCAAAUUGCACAGCUUGAAAAAGAGAAGACAGCACUUAUCAAAGACUUGUUCAUUGCUAAAAGCGAACCAGUAAAACCGGUUAAACCAGCUAAACCAGUCAAGGCAGUUAGUAGUUUAAAAGUUUCACUUCGCUGAGCCUCGCCCCUCACAACCGAGCGAACCGCGAGUGUGGUUUAUUAGCAGAGCGAACUAUCGACGGAAUACGAAGGCUAACAAACAGCGGAUGUGCGAUUUUCUAGCCCACCCACGAAUUCACCGUGCACAGCCGAGCGAAGCACGAAUACACCGCGAUAGCUGAGCAGAGAACGAACACACCUCGAUAUCCGAGUGAAGCACGGGCACAUCUCGAUAGCCGAGUAAAGCACGAUCGCACCCCGAUAGCCGAGAACGAAUACUCCGCGAUAGACGAGUGAAGCACGUAUGCAACUCAAUAGCCGAGCGAUGCACGAAUACACCGCGAUAGCCGAGCGAAGCACGAAUACUACGCGAUGGCCGAACGAAGCACAAAUAGACCACGAUAGACGAGUGAAGCACGAAUACAACGCGAUAGCACGAACACACCGCGAUAGCCAAACGACAUAUUUUUCCUACACAGUCUUGGACAACGUGACGUCAGGGAAUCCUAUGAUCACACAGUAACGAUGAUUUUUUUUAUUAGUUGAAUCCAGGGGGUUCAUUAAUGAAAUACGAAGUAUGAAGCCGUACAUUCUUAAUUUGUACUAAAGUAUUUUUGCCUAUGAUUAAAACAGUCUCAUGAAACGGGUAGAAUUGAUGAAACAGAAAAAUCGAAAAUUAUUCCCUUUGUAAAAAUCCAAAGCGUGUGUCCUCAUAACAUACACAUAUCGUAAACCCUUUUCGUGAGCAGAAUAGAAACAAAGUAUUUAUGAUUAGGAUCUAAGUGAUAAAAUGUUGAGUUUACAAGAUCUUUAUAUUGUACAUAUAAAUUGUGCUUUAAUUUAUGAUUGCAUACCUUUUUAUAGAAAUUGAAGAGAAUAAAUAAAUAUACAUUUUUAUAGAAAAAA
This is a messenger RNA of Nematostella vectensis (starlet sea anemone), 2196 nucleotides long. RefSeq lists its product as uncharacterized. The record is from RefSeq and is a predicted model, not a curated record. Lineage: Eukaryota; Metazoa; Cnidaria; Anthozoa; Actiniaria; Edwardsiidae. The transcript is spliced from 6 exons. The coding region runs from base 71 to 1309 and encodes 412 amino acids.